Drosophila subpulchrella is the source of this 10323-nucleotide messenger RNA. RefSeq lists its product as uncharacterized. The transcript has 15 exons. Gene Ontology annotation, molecular function: protein kinase activity; guanylate cyclase activity; peptide receptor activity. Lineage: Eukaryota; Metazoa; Arthropoda; Insecta; Diptera; Drosophilidae. Gene Ontology annotation, cellular component: microtubule. The record is from RefSeq and is a predicted model, not a curated record. Gene Ontology annotation, biological process: intracellular signal transduction; protein phosphorylation; receptor guanylyl cyclase signaling pathway. The coding region runs from base 1955 to 7090 and encodes 1711 amino acids.
AAGUUUUUUAUGAAUGGAUCGCUCGGUCGCUCGGCAGCGGGUUGCUUUAUUUUGGGCGGCGGGUGCGCGGUGAGAAAUCCGGGCGUGCCUGGCCUGGUAAUAGCUCUUCGAUGGGCGUUAUAGCCUGCCCAGCCAAAUGAAAACAGUGAUAAACUCACUUUGGGGAUAACGCGACAAGGUGUCUUCUAAGCCAAUUAAUAAACAUAUAUGUACCUCAUUCGGAGAAAGAAGUUGAGAUUAAGUUGUUUUUUACUUACUCCUUCCAUAUUCCUCCGGGAGAAUUUAAGGAAAGAGUUCUAAAAGUGUAAAACAAGAAUAUAAGACUUCAAAAAUUAUUAAUCUAAUUAAAUAUUUUGAAUAUUUAUUGGCUAAGUAAAGCUUAAGCUAUCAAGCAAACACAUCUCUUUAAGGGAUACCUUUAAAAAUCGUACCGUAAACAAGCAAAAUUAUUGAUAUCAAUAUUUUCAUUAGUCCGAACGUCUAGUAAUUCUUUGUGAGGUCUCGUUAAGGUGUUUGUAUUAUAAACACAGCCAUACUAAAAAUUUUGGACUUCAAUCCACACAACACCUGCUCGCAACUUUUAGCUAAAACAAUAAUUUACCACGUUAUAGUCGAACGAUCAAUUCUUUUUAUAGUACUCCUCCUUUAACAAUCUCCUGUUGCAUCUAACUUUAAGUUAAAAGAGUAUUUCGUGUCAUCGUUUGAAAGUUGACACCUUCAGUUUUCAAUCCCUGCCAUAAGGUGGUCAUAUUCAGUUUUGAAGCACCUCAAUAGCAUGCGCGGAUCCAAAUUUGAGGAUAAAUACCCCUCACUCGGGUGAAAAGUGAUGGAAAAUGUAUGCCACGGCCAAAUUGUGUUCUGAAAUCCCCUGAACAUCAAAAUCUUGGAUCCGGCACUGCUCAGUAGUAGCCCACAUUGACUCCAAAGGAUUAUAAAAGCCAACUUGGCUUACUUGAGAACGCGUCCCUUGUGGGAGCCAUAAAGUGUCGCCGUCGUGGGUACUGACCCGGCCAAUACGUGAUCUGAUCACACAACAAACCGCAACACCGGCAGCACAGCAAUCCGGGCGAAAUACCUUCCCGCUCCUUCAACUUUGCCGUCGCCAUGGCCGCCAUUAAAGAUGACACACGCCAGCCGGCUGACGCCUGCUUACAUUACGAGUACUUCUAGGCAUUCCGAUACCAAUUCCACCGCGCUCGCCAUCGCUCAUACGCACCGUGUGCCGCCCAAGCGCUUAAUUGCCGAAUAUUUGUGUGCGGCACAACAAAGCGUUUCAGCCAUGUGCCAGCCCGAAAAGAAAGAACGUUUACAUUCUUCAGCGAAACUUGUGGCAGUCAAGGAUAUAUGAACCUUUGAGUUUAAAAUUACCAGAUGGCAGUGGGUGGUACGUGGAGAAAGUCAAAUGGACGAAGCGUUUUAAUUGCCUCCGGUAUAAGGGACUUCCUGCUCACUAGAAGUGCGUGUGUGUGAGCUCGAGCGAAGUGCGCGUGUCGCAGCAGGGCAAAGGACCUCAAACAGGCCAAAUCUCCUGCCAGACAAGCCUUUUCGGCUGUCGACAGUCUUCAAAGCGGCUUAAAGUUCCAGCAUCGAGUUCGAGUGAGCUCCUAGGCCAAACGGACGCACUUUCAUUCAUCGGGGCCCACUUUGGGCAACAACUCCGAUCUACCCGCAACACAAGCGCAUUUAUGGCGAAUUCGAACAAAGCUUCGUCAAAGUUCAUUAACAGGAAUAGUUGGGGAAGUAACAACAAAUGCAGCUUCACCAUCGGCAGGGCUCGCAAAAUGUAAUCGGGCCAGGACGCGGAACUGAAAGGGGCCCACUCCGCUCUGCAGUGGGCUACGGCAACGGUCACGGGCAACAGCAAUAGCUUCCACUGAACUGCAACAAUCGACAACAAGCGCAGUAACAACAGCAGCAACGUCAAAAAAAAACCUUACCAAAAUACGCAACAUAAAUGAAGUUAACAAUCUGUCAAAUUGCUAAAUUAUUUCUGCUGUUGACAGCCUUCUUCUUUCUCAAUUCCCCCCGCGCAGCCUUCUUAGCUUUCGGCUCGAGUCCCACCCCCUCCUCCCCCUCCUCCUCCUCCUUUCGGCCAGAAGCGGCGGGUGUCCUUGUCCUGUCAGCGGCCAAGACAGCGACAGAUUUUGCUACAACGCCAUCUACAAAAUCGGUUGCGGCCACGCGGACCUCCCCAGCGACAGCAGCAGCAGCAACACUCAGCAGCAACAGCAAUUCAAUUUGGCCGACAGCAACACAAACGCAGAGUCCACGUAAUGCGCGUGAGGCUGCUCGUCAGAAACGUCAGAGGCAGCAACAGCAGCAACAGCAACAGCAACAGCAACAGCAAACGCAACAGCAACAGCAACAGCAACAGCAACAGCAACAGCAACAGCAACAGCAACAGCAACAGCAACAGCAACAUCAACGAAUGGCCGUUUUAAUACCUUCUUCGCUGCACGUUGACAUGACGCAUGUGCAACAGGGCUUCCAGAAUUUCCUCGACUUCUUUCAACUGCAUUUAUCUGAUGUCAGCGUCGAUUUUCUACGUGAUGUGGAUUUAAGUGGCUUCAUUAAAUUACUCGAGCUGCCCAAAUACACGAGCGUUGUAAGGACCUUAAAUGCGGGCAUUAAUGUAGACACCGACGUGAACUUGGACCUCAACGUGGAUGUGAACAAGGUCCAAGGGGGCACAGGGGCCUGGAGUUCGUAUGCGAAUGUGGACGUUGACCCGCCCAUCCAGCCACGUCAGCAACAUUUGCAGCAGCAAAAGCGGGAGCAGGAGCCCCAUCGCCAUCAUCAGCAGGACUCCAAGGCGAAUCAGUUGUCAGCGGGCGAUGGGGCCUCCUCAUCAUCUGACGGAAUUGGAGAGAUUCGGUGGAAUGACGCCCGUAGCUUCUCGGGUCACUGCCAUCAGGUUGCUGAACAACUGGCCCUCGAUUUCAAUAAAACCGUCGUCCUGUGGCCCUGUCCGCGAAUGAAAAUCUCCAGCAAUUUUCUUCCAUCACUAGAAGCAAUUUCCCUGGCCGUGCAAAGCAUUUCCACCAAGUUGAACUGGUCACAAGUUGAUAUCUAUGUCGGCGACGACAAUUGGGGCCUAGGACUGGCCAUCGCCGCCAACUUGCAUGUACCGUAUCGCAUCGAAAUUCGCAGGACAAUACGUGACCUGCAUUCAAAGGAUAAGCCGGGCAAAGCAAUUAUUAUCACCGCUCCGCUGAACGAUGCGAGUGCCAUACGUAUGCUAACCAGCAUUGAGGUGGAGUGGACGAAGCAGGCCAAGAAGGAUGCAGUGGAUUCGGGGCCCUCAAAACAGAACACCAAAAUUCUACUUAUCGACAUGGCGGCCAGCUCAUUGGACACCCAGCAUCGGUUCUACAAACGAUUGGCACGGAUCAGUGGGUCAGGGAAUGGCAGCUUUGGUGGUAACUCGAGCUCUCCGGCCGGAAGGGUCAGCAGCAAUCUGUUGGUGCUGACUCUGCUAAGCGAUAGACAUCGACACUUUCUGAAUGCGGCCGGACUGAUGGCAACAAUGCGGAAUUUUCGCCCGCCCCUCGGAAAUGCUGAAAAUGGAAACAUCACCACACCACCGCCCAAUGGCCAUCGCAAUGCCAGCCUGGAGAAACUGUACCCGUAUCGCAACCUCUUUGCACUCUACGAUACGGUUGUAGAUACUGCCACCCAAUCGAAUACACUGAAAGCGAGUCCCAAAUACGAUUUCGUGGUGCUGGACAUCGUUUGGGAUGCCAAGUCGGCCGGAUACAAGUGCCGACCUCUGCUCAUCCUGGAGAGUGAAGGAGGGAGGCAUGAGGGUGGUUCUGGGGGCGGAGCGAGUGACACCUACAUCACCCACUCCGUACAGCCAGGAUACGACGAGUGGCUGCUGGUCAGCAGCGUCCUUUUGUGGCAGUGCGGCGCCAUCUGCUGGACCAUCGCGGCGAUCUGCGUGUUCCUACUUGUCGUUAUCCUGGCGGGUAUUGUGGCUGCAGGGAUUACCAUGAGGAACUACUUUUUACGUAAGCGUCUCUCCAAAGGACCCAACAAGAUAGUGCUUUCCGCCAGCGACUUUGUUUUUCCCGUUGAUUCUCGAAGGGUUGAUGAGGGCAUAGAGGCCAUGCUUUGUUGUUGGCUGCAGCAGCUGCAGGAGUUUGGUGGCCCGGAAGUAGAUAAGCCGGAUCUCCUCAAAGGCUCCAUCGGAUCCCUAAAAAAUUUAGGAUUCGUAAUUCCGGGUGCAGCUGCUCCGGGAAGUUCAGCUGGAGCCAUCGCAGCAACAGCAAAUGGGAAACGCGCAUCCUCCGCCACGGGCAGUUUGGCCAGGCACAAUCCUGCCCAUCUGGACAUGAGAGCUCGAUAUAAUGGUGAUCUCGUGCAGCUCAAGGAGGUACAUAUGAACGGUACCUCGGAGUUGCGCACCAAAGCGAUGGAUCUACUCGUGAUGUCCCAUGGUCUCAGGCAUGAAAAUAUCAAUCCAUUAAUUGGAUGGCUAUCCGAUCCCAAUCGCACAGCCAUGGUUUUCGAUUACUGCUCGAGGGGAUCGCUACAGGAUGUGCUAAUCAUGGAUGAGAUCAAACUGGACUGGUCAUUCCGUUUGAGCUUGCUUACCGACCUGGUGAGGGGCAUGCGAUACUUACACACCUCUCCCUUGAGGAUUCAUGGAGCCUUGACCUCUAGAAACUGCGUAGUGGAUGCCAGAUGGGUCUUGAAGAUCACCGACUACGGCUUGAACUCUUUUUACGAAUCGCAGGGACUGCCGCCAAGGCCCAGAAGUGCCAAGGAACUGUUGUGGACAGCUCCAGAACUUCUUCGGAGCAUGAAGCACUUCCAGCAGCAUCAUCACCAUCACCACCAGCACGGACGUAUUCAGUUGGGAACCCAACUCGGAGAUGUAUACUCCUUCGGAAUCAUCAUGCAAGAGGUGGUAGUGAGGGGAGAGCCCUACUGUAUGCUCUCCCUGGCUCCGGAGGAAAUAAUAGCCAAAAUCAAGAAACCUCCUCCUCUGAUUCGGCCCUCCGUCUCGAAGGGAGCAGCUCCGCCGGAGGCAAUAAAUAUUAUGCGCCAGUGCUGGGCCGAGCAGCCCGACAUGCGUCCCGAUUUCAACUCCGUUUACGAGCGCUUUAAGAUGCUGAACCAUGGUCGGAAGGUAAACUUUGUUGACACAAUGUUUCAAAUGCUCGAGAAAUACUCAAACAACCUGGAGGAGUUGAUUCGGGAACGCACCGAACAACUGGACAUUGAACGAAAGAAGACUGAGCAGCUGCUGAAUCGCAUGUUGCCAAGCUCCGUUGCUGAAAAAUUGAAGAUGGGCUUGGCCGUCGACCCGGAAGAAUUUUCGGACGUGACCAUAUACUUUAGCGACAUUGUUGGUUUUACAACAAUCGCCGCACAUUGCAGCCCUGUACAGGUUGUAGAUUUGCUCAACGAUCUGUACACGAUCUUCGAUGCCACGAUCAAUGCCUAUAAUGUUUAUAAGGUUGAGACAAUAGGCGAUGCAUAUAUGGUGGUGAGCGGGCUUCCCGUGAAAAUACCCGAUCACGCCGAGCAGAUAGCUACCAUGGCCUUGGACCUGCUGCACCAGAGUGGUCGCUUCAACGUGAAACAUCUGCCGGGAGUUCCACUCCAACUGAGGAUUGGUCUCCACACGGGACCCUGUUGUGCCGGAGUGGUUGGUCUCACGAUGCCUAGGUACUGUUUAUUCGGGGACACAGUCAACACGGCAUCCCGAAUGGAGUCAACCGGAUCCUCCUGGCGCAUCCAUAUGUCCCAGGAGACAAGGGAUCGUCUGGAGACACGCGGUGGCUAUGCCAUCGAACCAAGGGGCCUCAUCGACAUUAAGGGCAAGGGCAUGAUGAAUACCUUUUGGCUGCUGGGAAAAAAGGGAUUCGAUAAGCCGCUACCGGCACCACCGCCUAUUGGGGAGUCGCACGGCUUGGAUGAGUCCCUGAUCCGCAACUCAAUAACCUUGAAGGCUCAGGCCAACAAAUCUCGGACGAGCACGAAUCCUUCAUCUUCGCAGAGCUCCUCCCUGGCUGGGGAAUCCGUAGAGGUAAAGGUCGAGAUAACUCCACCCACCAACGCGGAUCUAGGUUCCGGGGCCAAUCUUCCCAACUCGUACUCCCUGGACUCCAACUCCACCAACACAAUCAGCCCAAAUGCGACCCUCUGUCCGGAGUUUCCAGGAAAAAUAACGCCCAGCAGCACGAGUCCACAGUCACGCAAGCUCUCCGAACUAACGCCGGAUAAUCUGCUCAACCCAAACAGUUUCAAUCGGUUGCCAAAUUCCACUGGAGGAUCCAGUUCCCGCCUGUACAAAAAGAUAGAGGAGAUGAUGGACCUCAGUUCGCCCUACAACCAUUACAAAUGCCUUAGUCCCAGCGAGAGUAAUUUAACACAGUUCUACGAUGGGAAAUACCUGUAUAACAGUGCGGCGGGCGGAACGGGAAGCGGGCAGGGGGCGGGCGGCACCUGCCCCUCGAUGGUCGGAACCGGAAGUGGUUGUGGGGGAGGAGCCGCACGAUUCGACAGCAAGCCCGGCUCCACUCGUCUGCUGCGUCGGCAGUUCAGCUUGGAUCGCGACGAUCAGCACGCGAAGGGAGAGCAGCAGCACCACCAGCACUCCCUGCAGGCCACCACUUACGCGGCCUUGGUGGGGGCUGGUGGUGGGGUGGUGGUGAAGAGCUCCAUGCUGGACAUACCCAUGUUGCACGACACCUCCCGAAGUCCCAAGGGAACGCUGACGCGGGCCCACAAGCAAAACUCCGCCUCGAUCACCCAGGAUCUGGAGAAGAUAGAGGAAAUCCCGCUGUCGCCGGCCUCCUCGCAGCACCACAGUAGCCUCGACAGCAACCUCAACCGCAGCCCGCCCUCGACCCUGGAGGCGCGGUCGUCGCCGCCGCUGCCGCCCUUAAGUCCGCCCCAGCUCUCCGCCCCCACAUCGCCGGCCCCUUCCAGGACGUUGAAUGGGGUUUAUGCCCUCAGCAACAAUAGUGCGAACUACAGUGACUACAGUGACCAGUCCCAAGGUGCGGCCAACAACAAUAAUGGCACCCAUCCAGGCCCAGAACUAACACUCAAUGUGGAUCAGCUGCUGAGCAGAUAGGGCACAAUCUAAGGCCCCCAAGAAGGGAGGCCCAUCUAAGCUUUAGGUCUCAUCCAAACCACGUUUGGAUGUGCGAGUGUGUGAGUGGACGGGAUAUCAUAUAAGGGAGAGGUCGCUUACACCAUGCUCCAUUGUCACAUUCAUAACAGAUGCGUUAUCAAAAUAUUUAGGCCUGCUCCUGUUUUCACUCGGCAGUGAAUUCGUUAACAUUGUGGGAUUUCCCUUACACAUAAUCAAAUUUGUUUGGGUGUUGGGUUAUUUUCUGAGGAAAAUUUUGGUGUAGCAUAAAAGAUCGAACUUAAAUUUGCCUUCGUUUUUCGUCAAAGACCCGAUUUUAUUUUGUAUUUACAAUGUAUGUAUACAAACAUAAAUGUAUACAUACACGGUGUAUACUUUUAAAACAUAACAUCCAAGAAACACACAAUAUACAGAAAUUGCAGUACAUUAGUAAAUUCUAACCAUAUGAGCAUUAAACAUUAAGUACUAUGAUAAAGCCAGCAUUUCAUAUAAAGCAAUAGCGAAAAAUUUUAAAAAAUUAAUUUUCAUGCUUUGCUUUGGGAUUGUAGCAACAGGGGGAAAUUCGAGUCCGUGCUGUUUUUUCGAAAUUCAGGCUCGGAACAGGUCUGGGAUAUUCAAAUCUUUCGGAAGUGAUAACUGGAACAGGGCUAUUGUGUUUUGUAAAUGAACGUUAUAGGGCCCGAAAAGAAUGGCUCUAAAAUUUCCUUAAUCCAUUUCCAAAACAAACCAAAAAUAUAUAGCUUUCUUUCCAAUAAUAAUUUUAUAAUUCCGUUUUCAAAACACACAAAAAAUAUUAAACUUUCUUUCCAACUGUUUUUGAUACUUAACUAUAAAUUGCUUUGAUGGGAUAUAUAACUUCAAUCCUCAUUUUACAUAAGAGCAACAUUUGAAAAAAAUUUGCGUCCCGCCAAAAAAAAAAAAGCCAGACGUGACUUAGUAAAAAAUUGUACACGGAUUACAUUUCCCAAACGAUUUUUCCACCCCAAAUGAGUCAAGUGAGAAAGUAAAUGGUAACGAUUUAAAAAUGUUGUGAUGUGAAAAGCAAAGUACCUCGAUGCGCACCAGUUUGGUUCCAACUGCAAAUGAAAGUACAAUUUAGUUGAAGAUUAGUUCAAGAUGAACAACUCACUCUUCUUUGUCCAUUGGCAAAAUCAGCUUAAUGCCGAAUAAAAUACGUAAUACGUUAAUUCUACACACAAAAAAUCGAUUUGUAAAAUUGACCAAUACUUUUAUUUACUUUUAUAUUGGUUUUGAUUUCUUUGUAUGUAGAAGGAACGUACAUUUUAAAAUGUUAUAAGGGCAAUGAAAUGAAAAAGCGUAGUUAUAUACAGCUCAAGUUUUCACAACUCGAAAGUCCCUUACUCGAAGGUUCUUACAAAUGUCCAAAUAACUUAUAAUUCGCAAUAAAAAUUAUUUAACUUAAAGUUUAUUAAUUAAUGAAGUUAUUUUACAAAAUAUUUUAUUUGCUAUUUUUAUUGUCCGUAAUUAUUUUUAUUGGUCGUUUUAUUAGUCUAAAACCUGCAAUCCAGUACAGUAUGACUAUUCUUGAGAAGGAUUGUCGAUCAAGUCAUAUUAUAUUGUCAGUGCAUCCGUUUCUGCACAUACGUCCUACGGUUUUAAUGCUUUCUGGAUGAAACUUCUCAAAAGUUUUAUUUCUCUUACGGUUGUUGGUAGUACUCUAGUUCAUUUCGCGAAAAAGUUAUUCUCGUGGGACCGCGAAUUCUUAUGAAUUAACGUGAAGAAACAAUGGCGCCGUCAGCCAUGGUGAUCUUAUCAUCGAAUUUCAAAGUUUCGUGUUUUAGGUUUAAAGCCUACUUUUAGCUUAGAGUACUGACAAGAAAAAAAGUGUUAAGAAAUGUUUGUAAUUUUUUAUUUUAGGCCAUUAUUUGAUUUUAGCUGCAAACGUAUAUAAUCUUGGUCUUGCCGAAGAAAGAAUUUAUUUCGGUAAAAACAAAUAUUUUCAUAAGUCUCUUAAAUGUCUGGGGAGGAUAACUUUUCUAGAGAUGUCUAAACUAAAAAAAAAAAACAAGAAAUGCUGUAGUCGGCUAUUCAAAUAAAAUGAACACCACCGAUAGGAGCGCCACGGUUGUUUUGACCAAUAAAAUCAAUUUCAAUUUACAUUACUUUUGGUAUUUAGAUGGCAUACCCAAAAUCUUCAAAAAUGUGGCCGCCAGACCGUCUUUUCCGUUAUGGGCGUUUGUGGACGUUAGAUAGGGCGUGUACUCAUAAAAAAAAACUUUCGCUGGUUAAGAGCUCAUAAAAUCCUAUCCCAACUUUCUAGCUUUUUUAGAUCAGAGACCUCAGCAAUCUUACGGACAGACGGACAUGGCUAGAUCGACUCGGCUAGAGAUCCUGAUCAAGAAUAUAUAUACUUUAUUGGGUAGAAAACUCUUCCUUCUACCUGUUACAUACUUUCUGGCGAAUCUAAUAUACGCUUUUACUCUUCGAGUAACGGGUAUAAUGCCUUCAUUUUACUACAUAUAUGAUCUGAGUAUUCGGGAACACAGUCCAAAAUACAUUUUGUGUCACUCGUGUGGGCUUUCAACUAAACUAAACUAGAAAUAUGUACUACUAAGAUAUAUGUGUACUCGAUGUUCCUUUAAAAAAUCAAAGUAAUAAUUAGAAUUUAGGUUGUGUGGGAAUUAGAAAAUAUAGCGGAGAAUUAAUAAUAUUUAUGAAAUAAGCAUCGCAUACGUGAAUUUAGUUUUCUAAAGACAAUCGUUGUUACUUUUAAAUGGGAACCUAAAAAAUGAAAUAUGAGGUAAGAUUUGCAUCCAUGUCUCUAACAUAAGAUAUAUUUUGUAACCGCUCUAAGAUAGCCUAGUUCUAAUGUAACCUACUCCCAUUCGGCGUGUAUGCUAAGCUAAAAAUAUCCAUAUAUGUAUAAGACAAACUGAAAUACCAGUUAUAAUAUAUACAUAUUUUGUAACCCUAGCAUUACGAAGUAUCAAACUGGAUUAACUUUAUCUAUUUAUUUAUUCACUAUGUAAUAAUUGGUUUCAUCUUCAAUGCCUGUUCAAAUAUAAGACAAUUACUGUGUCAAUUAAGGCAAAUAAAAACAUGGAAAGCUCGGCGAAUAAUAAAACAUGUAUACUUUCCUUGUGUUGUUCUUUUGUCUGUGAAAUAACAAUCGUUUCGAGUUAUUAAAAACCGCGUUACACUGUCACUUGUUUUUUAAUUGGUUUUGUAUUUCAAUUGUGAAUUUUAUUCUCUGC